AUGCAAACUCGCAAAGACGAAGCAAUCCCUUCAUUCCUUAGAGAGACCCCCAUGGAUACUCCCUCCACCCUGGGAUACAUCAAGACCCAGAUCUCAGCUAUCUACACUGCAGCAGUAAAAAUCCCCGACUCCGAUGACGACAAGGACGAACAAGCUUUACACAUCGAUCAUGACACAUAUGCCAGAAUCUACACCGCUGUAUUCGACUACACCAGACUCUCUGACAAAGGCCCAAAAACACAGCAGCAAUCCCUAACUGUAAGAGGCGAAAUAUUGUUCAGACACCUAUCCGCAGAGAUCAGAAGAUACUGUGAAUACAUUAGAGACCGGAUCUUUAGCGUUGGUAGUAAUGAUGAGAUGGUGGAUGGAGUCCAAGCCAGGAAAGUGUUGAAAAUUUAUAUGUCAUGCUAUGGCAGAUUUUCUAAAUUGUCAUUAUUGGUCAAGAAUCUUAUGGGGUUCUGGAAUAGACAUUGGGUGCGUCAUCAGUGGGCGUUGAGGAAGAUAAGUGUUUCUUCUGUUGAAGAGCUGCAUAAGAUGAUAUGGAAGGAGGAGGUUUUGGAACAGAAAGGGUUGGAGGAGGUGAUGGAUGCUGUGGCUGUAUUGAGGAAAUUAGAUGGAGGCAUGAGCGAGUACAACUCGGCGCUGGUCAAAGAUGUAGUCAAGUCAUUAUCUGGUCUGGGCGUUACUUUGGAGAGUUGA
Molecule: messenger RNA, 699 nt
Organism: Aureobasidium namibiae CBS 147.97
Lineage: Eukaryota; Fungi; Ascomycota; Dothideomycetes; Dothideales; Saccotheciaceae
Exons: 1
Coding region: 1-699 (232 amino acids)
Source: RefSeq, a predicted model, not a curated record